Molecule: messenger RNA, 1926 nt
Organism: Topomyia yanbarensis
Lineage: Eukaryota; Metazoa; Arthropoda; Insecta; Diptera; Culicidae
Exons: 3
Coding region: 302-1807 (501 amino acids)
Source: RefSeq, a predicted model, not a curated record
UAAACGACCACGGCCACAGUGCAGUGAGUAAUUGAAGCUGAGUGACAACAGUCCGGCAACGCGCGUUCCUCCUCCACGAACCGUUUGUUGUUAUCGCAAAUCCAGUGAAGUUAAGCAAUUAGCAGCAUUCUUGUAAACUUUCUGAUGCAUAAACGUGCAAUAAGAAUCAGCCGAAUAGGAUUCAAGAAACCGUUAGCUGCUCUAAAAUUGUGCUACUCGAUCUAGGUCGAUAACGGUAAACUAGGAUCAGAAGGUGUUGAUAACUGUUUUUAUAACUGGUCAUUCUAUACAGUGCGAAGCAAUGGCGGCAACCGCUGAAAAUGUGCGACUACCCGAUUUAAUAACUAGAUGGAUGGAAGUGCAGAAUACGCGAGCUGGUCUCGACGAUUUGCACCCGUUGAAGGUUGACGCCAUCGAUCUUACGCUGCUAUUGAAAUCGAUGGGUUUCAAGUUGGAAUACCUGGACUUUGAGCACGAUAAAUCCAACACCGAUAUACUAACAGUGGAAAUAAAGUGCAACAAAUCUGGAGUAGUUGCAAGAAUGUGUUACGAUUUGGUAGGCUGCUCAUGCCCGGAAAAGGACGAGAAGGAAACCUCCUUCUGGGAGGUACAAGCCACGGGACCGAAAGAAUUCUCCAAGUUCAAGAAUAACACUUCUUCAAAUUUAUUACCGGAGGUUUCAGAAAAUUGCUCCAUGGUAUCCAAAGCCAUGCUAUCGAAUUUGUUAGAUUAUUACCGAAGCAGCAUAAAAUCUAUCGAGCGAGGAGAGGACGUACUACAAUCGCCGUUAAAGAUCGCUAUGCCGAAAAUCUGCGUCACUAGUCCUGGGCUAACGAGAGAGGAAAGGACUUUAUUUGCAACACCGCCAGCGGAGGGAAAAUUUAUGGCGCUCAUUGAAUCAGUUAGUUCCCCUGAGGGCAAGAAAUCAGUUGAUUCAGCAUCCAGUUCAGUAAAUCCUCCAGUGAGCUUGCCAACAAGCCCAUCCACCGCGCAAGAUAAUGAAACCAAAUCCAACAACUCAACUGAAAGUUUGGGUAUCGACAAUGCAACUCGAGAUUUAUCUAAAAGCGACCCCGGUGUCAAUCCAGUGAUCGAACAUGCACCAGAUGCUAUUCUAGAAAGCAAUGAUAGCUCCUUUGUCAACAGCGACGCAAUGAAGGCUCUGAUAACCUCUAGUCCAAAUGAAAAGGUCUUCGAAGCCGCUAUGAAUUUAGAUCAGAAUCACGAACGGGAUUUGAACGUUAUUCAUUGUCUCCAGGUAGCACGACAUGAAAUCGAUGCAGCACUACUCGUCAUGAAGUUGAACAAUCCUUGCCGACUUCCAUCACAAAUUUCUGCCAUCACUAAUACACCGCAAACAGUUAUUCGCAAAAAGUUGGCGACGCCCAAACUUCCAGAACGUUCCAGCUCAUUAAGUAGCAUUGGUCGAAGAGUUUCAUUAUCAGGACUCCCAUCUGAUUCUCCCAAAAACACGCUAAAUGGUGCCCCUAGUUUACCGAAAAAGCAAUCCACAACUAUAUCCAAGUUAGCCUAUACCAAACCAAUGGGCCGAGGUGAUACUCCUCGUCCAACGGCUACUCAACUGAAAUCCGCCACACUGUUGCGUAAAAUCAACCCAGGCGUGUCAGCUUCAUCAACUGCCAGUUCAGGCAGCAUCACUAAAACGAAUUCUGUAGUCCUGAAAAAGAGCAGCGUGGGAGUCAAACCAAUAGGGAGUGUACGACCUACUACUAGUGCCACUACCAAGCCAGCAGUGGCCACCGUUAUCGGCAGGUCUAAAAGUUCCGCUACUAUCGUGAAAAAAUAGGAGUCCUCAACAUUCGCUAGUUGUCGCGUUAUUCGUAUUCAAUAUUUAUUCAAAUGAUAUUAUUUUUUUCUGUAUCCUUUCUGUUCCUCAGGUUUUAAUAAACAUAUUUCAAUCUACAA